This is a messenger RNA of Zymoseptoria tritici IPO323, 2280 nucleotides long. RefSeq lists its product as uncharacterized. The coding region runs from base 1 to 2280 and encodes 759 amino acids. The transcript is spliced from 2 exons. Gene Ontology annotation, biological process: maturation of SSU-rRNA from tricistronic rRNA transcript (SSU-rRNA, 5.8S rRNA, LSU-rRNA). The record is from RefSeq and is a predicted model, not a curated record. Gene Ontology annotation, cellular component: nucleolus; small-subunit processome; 90S preribosome. NCBI's taxonomy places the organism in Eukaryota, Fungi, Ascomycota, Dothideomycetes, Mycosphaerellales, Mycosphaerellaceae. Gene Ontology annotation, molecular function: protein binding.
AUGAAGCUAACAAAUCAGAGUGCUGUGCCGGUGUACACAAUCGCUGGUUCCUCAACAGCAAGGCCUUUACCAGAAUGGCUCGCACGAAAACGAAAGCGAUCGCUGAAGAACGACACCGAGUAUGCGAAUCGAGUGGAACUUCUUCAAGACUUCGAGUUCGAGGAGGCCAGUUCCUGCGUGCGCGUCAGUGCUGAUGGCGAGUGGGUGAUGAGUACAGGCACAUACAAACCGCAGAUCCACACACAUUACCUACCACAUCUCUCGCUCUCCUACGCUCGACAUACGAAUUGUCUGAAUGAAACAUUCAUUCUCCUCUCCGACGACUAUAGCAAAUCACUACAUCUCCAAUCCGACCGCUUCCUCGAAUUCCACACACCUGGCGGUCUUCACUACAGCACACGAAUACCGCGAUAUGGAAGAGAUCUGAAGUACAACCGUCGUAAUGCAGAAGCGCUGAUUCCGGCAGUGGGUGUGAACUCGGAUGGCAAUGGAGAGGUGUUUCGGUUGAAUCUGGAAGUGGGUCGGUUCAUGCGAGGAUAUGAGGUGGAUGUAGGUGGCGAUGAUAUGACCUCUUUCGGUGGUGGAGCGUUACAAGGAGGGAUCAAUGCCGGAGCUGUCAAUUGUGCUGCAAUCGCCGAGGAAAGUCAUGGUCUUUUGGCAUUUGGCACAUCCAUUGGGACAGUCGAGUUUUGGGACCAGCGAUCGAGGAACCGAGUGAGCGUCUUGGGUCCUGCUGUUUCAGCCGCCGAGAUGGAUCUGGAUAGCAGGCCUGAGAUCACCGCUCUGGAUUUCCACAAUUCUGGAUUGAACUUCGCCACCGGCAACACAAACGGAGUGGUGCGAACGUACGACAUGCGAUCACCGGUACCUCUGCUCGAGAAGCAACAAGGUUACGACUAUCCGAUCAAAAAUUUGGCAUAUUUGGACUCGCCAUUAGCUUCUGGGAAGCUUCUCAGCGCAGAUAAGAAAGGCAUCAAGAUUUGGGAUAGCACUUCUGGCGAUUACUGGAGUGGCGUGGAACCAGCAGUGGACCUUAAUCAUGUAGAGUGGGUGCCGGAUAGUGGUAUGCUCCUCACUGCAAAUGAGGGCCGACAACAGCAUGCGUUCUUUAUCCCACAGCUGGGCCCGGCGCCCAAGUGGUGCGCAUUCUUGGACAAUCUGGUGGAAGAAAUGGCCGAGGAUGCGGACGAUCCGAAUGCCUUCAAGUCUUCCGGCACUGGCGCUGGAGAAGUUUACGACAACUACAAAUUCUUGGACAUGAAGCAGCUUCGCGAGUUGAGCCUGGACCAUUUGGUAGGCACCACGAAUCUGCUCCGCCCAUACAUGCAUGGAUACUUUGUUGCACAGAAACUGUAUGAACAAGCACGGUUACUCACGAAUCCGGACCUGGCGCAGGAGCAACGGCAGAAGAGCAUACAGGCGAAGAUCGACAAGGAGAGGGAGAGCAGAAUUCGCGGAACCAAGAAGGUUGCCGUCAAGGUCAAUCGCAGGUAUGCGGAAGCACUGGCAGCAAGAGAAGAGGCCAACGAACGCCGGAAAGCACAGCGUGUGCUACGGCAAGGCGGCGACGAACCGCAGAUCGAAGAAGCCGGGGCACAGGACGAGGCAGCAGAGGCAGCGCCAAAGGCAGAAUCCAAGGGACUUGUGGACGACCGUUUUGCGGGCAUCUUCGACGACGAGGACUUCGAGAUCGACGAAACCAGCCGAGAGUUCGCCAUGCACAACCCAUCAUCCGCUCCCGUGGUGGCAGCCAAGAAGACCGGCCUCACUGCAGUCGAAGAAGAGCUCCUGGACGACCGCAAGCGCAACAGCGACGACUCUGCCGACAGCGACGACGACGACGAAGAUGCCAGCCGAGACGCUGUCUCCCGCCAACGACAGCGGAAUCCUGAAGAGUUCAAUGACUCGAAAGGACGCAUCGGCUCGACGUCAUACAAGAGGUCUGGGAAGAAGUCAAAGGAGCAACGUCAGGGUCAAUCGGGACCGACCAUGCGCGUGUCUUCUUCGACUCGUGGACCGAAGAAGCCUCAGGAUCGGAGAGACAAAUCAUUUGGUGACCUGGCGUCUUCCUUGCCAAAUCGCGCGAGGAGUACGGGUGGCAUGCCUGCUGGGGAGAAGCCUUUUGGUGAGAAGACUGUUACGUUCGCACCAGCGAAGUCCUCGCAAGGGAAGGGCAGACCGAGAGAUCGCUCUGAUGGUGGAGGAGAGGAUAACGGGAGGAAGGUCGGGAGGGGCAAGGAGAGGAGAAGUGCAUCUGGCAAUACGUUCAGAGGACUCUAG